AAUUCGGCAACAAAACCAGAAAGUUGUCUGCAUGUUUUGGCUUUGUUUUUUUUAGAUUAAUCCACGCGAGCAUGUUGCUAUUUUCCUUUUUCAUUAAAUGGUUCUUAAUUAAAAAAUUCGAAAAAAUUCAACUUCGUAUCAAAGAGCUUGUUCCAGCCCGCUAAAUAAAAAAAAUUCCAGAAAUGCAUUCCCAGCAACAUAGCGACGGAUGGGCCUUGUGCAGAACAGAAGAAGAUUGGAGCAAGUUUAAAAGUCUGAUUGAAUUUCACACAAAUAAUGAGCCACCAGAUCUUUCCCAGUUGGAGACUUUGUACAGUUGUCCACCCACCAAGCAAACACUUGUGAAGCUGUUAUUUAUCAAUCGGAAAGCAGUAGGAUUCUAUGUUGUAAGACUGAAAGGUUUACAAGAAGAAGGUGGCCCUCCAUUUGAAUUGCCUAUCUUGGAUGCAGUAUUUAUUUGUAAGGCUCACCGAAGGCAAGGUUGGGGGACUGCUAUGAUAGAAGAACUAGUAGCUAUCCACUUUCCUGAUGAAGAUAUUGGUUUCAGCCAACCAAUUUCUCAUUCUCUUGAAAUAGUUUUAAAGAAAUUUCUGUUGACAAAUCCACGGCAUCGUGACAAACUCUGGGCCGUCGAAAAUUGUGGGGAGGAAGGUGACAGACUGAAUCUAUGGCUGGCGUCGGCAGUAAAAAGGCGAUAAAAACAGGCUAUAUAUAACUUUGGUUAGCAACUUUAUUUUUCACCAAAUCAACAGUCAAUAAUUCAUAAGUUAAUUUCAAUAUAUGUCUGUUAUUGUACUAAAUUUCGCCCCUAAAUUUUUGUCAAUCCCGUACGAUAGAAUAACAAUAGAGAACGAAUUAACAAGGUAAA
Daphnia magna is the source of this 868-nucleotide messenger RNA. RefSeq names its product protein FAM169B. The record is from RefSeq and is a predicted model, not a curated record. Lineage: Eukaryota; Metazoa; Arthropoda; Branchiopoda; Diplostraca; Daphniidae. The transcript is spliced from 4 exons. Bases 183 to 698 code for a protein of 171 amino acids.